This is a messenger RNA of Suillus subalutaceus, 2817 nucleotides long. RefSeq lists its product as uncharacterized. The record is from RefSeq and is a predicted model, not a curated record. Lineage: Eukaryota; Fungi; Basidiomycota; Agaricomycetes; Boletales; Suillaceae. The transcript has 4 exons. The coding region runs from base 289 to 2436 and encodes 715 amino acids.
UGCGCUCGUCUGAUUGGAUUGAAGACGCUAGACGGUUGCUUGACGGCACGGCAUUUGAUUGGAUUCCAAUCACCCCUGAAAUUCGGUGCGCCAACAGAACCGAUUUGUUUCAAAGGCCACAGGUUCAAACGUUCAUGUCUUCCUGCAGUACACAAGAUACAAGUCUCUGUCGCGGCCCAACAUAUUUCUAUCGUAGUCCUGGUCAAAUCCCGUGCUAAACCAGCCUGCUCGUACGUUCUGUUGACUAUCUGAACAACACCACUCUAUCAUCAACCCUUCUCGUCUGGCAUGUCGCCGACUAAUUUUGUUAUUCAAUCGAUGCAGGGGGAUCCCUACUCCAGACCGUCCCGGCGAGUUUCGCGUUCGCAUUCCUAUGAUCAACCUCCUUCAAACAGCCACACCAUUGUGUCACGACGCCAAGGCUCUUCAUCCUUCUCCAUCCAUGCUCGCUUACCCUCGGAUGCAUCACGUACAUCGCGGUUGUCUGACUACCCUGUCUCUUCAGUACCGACUCUCUCUCCUACAUCGACUUACAGCACGUUGUCUUGGUCUGGAAGCUCUCACACCCAAGAACCACUAUCACCCAUAACUCCCGAACUCUUUUACUCGCCGUCGCCCACUAUCACAUCUCCUGAGGUGACGCCUAUAACCGCGUUUCUUUCCGAAUUCUAUGAGCCAGAUUCAAAGUCGGGCAGCGGCACCCAUACGUUGAUCCGCUUAUCUCGAGACGAUCCUCAACGACUUGAUCUCUUCGGAGAGAAAGACGGAAAGGGUAUGAGAAACGCAAUGCUCACAGAAUCUCCAGCUAGUUGCGUGGCUGAUGAGGCCAGUCCGCCUCUUCCAGAUGAAAUACACCUGACAGAGACUCCAACACCAAUAUCAUUGAGCGCGGCAAGCUGUGCGCCAUUGAAGCAUGGUUCAGAGCAUACGCCUGACGUUCGCAAGUCUCGUCGUUUUGGUCGCGACUUUGGAGAGCCUAGUCGGUCAAAGGAGCUCAUUUAUGACGAAUUUCCCACAUAUCUUGCAAAGGACUUGCCGGUGACACGUUUGUCCUCCUCUCCCCCAUCUCCGCUGAGUCACGACCUCCUACCCCCACCUUCACGUUCAGAAGUCUGCAACCUUUUCUCAGAGGACGAAACUACUGCUGUUAGGGAAUUUCUAAGGGCGUGGGGUUCGAACAAGAGGGUGAAGGAGUCUCCAUCGAAACUGCAGAUGGAUGAAGAUGAAGCCCCAGGCGCCCAGAGCGAUGAUGAUUACUCAUGGGAGGCGGCAGAAGAAGCUGAGGACGGUGUUGGAGAUUCCGCGUCUUGCAGUAUGCUUCUUCACGAAGUUAGCCAGAUGGUGGGCAUCCCGUUUGAAAGAUCGACGGUGGAAGGCCAGUCCUCGAUCGCAUCCACACCUCCUGGGCCCGAUACGCUGGGUCAUUUGAUCCAGGAUAGUCAUGAAAGCUCACAAAUCCUGGUUCUACCUUCGUCUUAUCAGUCUGCUGCGCUCGUCAGGAGUCCCAGUGUUCUCCCAGACGAUGCCAAUGUGUACGACGGGGCUCCGUCAGAUUCCUGUCAGCGUGUAGAUCAGCCUCUUGACGUCGUACCUCAACAUUCAGUAACCUCCGGUUCAGUCAUGGGAAGCAAUGCUUCCAUACGUGAAGAUCAGGUUGAUGCGGUCGCUGCCAUGUCGAUGGAUGUGCCUGUCAUCUUAGCAACUACUUCAAAUGAAGCCUAUUCAGUGGAUCCCUGCGAUUUGGUUCUGCACCGACAGCUAAGUCUUCGCAGGGCCAGAUCUACCGAUAGCAACCUGAGGCGCCGCGGACAGAUCUUCAAUGUGGAGAAACAAGUCAUGCAUGCUGCGUCUGGUGGCGCAGUUGAUUUAUACACGUCCUAUGUACCCACGAGAGAUCCGCCGCCGCUUCCACCUCUGCCAGCUCCCUCGGUGAGACCUGUCUCGGCACUCGACAGGCUUGAGACUAGCCUGUCAAGGCUCAAGGCGCACAAUUCGCAUCAGCGGAAGUCCAGUGAGGUAGCAAAAGCUAACACACCUUCGGAAGACAGAAGACCCUCUCCAUUCACUACCCGACGAGAGCGCAAGCACCAGUCCAACGUCACCGCUCGUCUUCCGGACUCUCGAUCUGGACACGGACGCCACUUCUCAAGCCCCAUGACCGACCUGGCACCGCAUCAGGAUCGUCGUAAGGCGCCCCAGGCUGAAACUGGUCCCGUCAGUGCGCGCCUACAGGAGCGCGCUGCCAAGUUAUUUCCGUACCCGCAGAACCAAGAGUCGACUAUAAGAUCUUUCAUGGAGAUGGAUGUGGUGCCUCCCCCGCCCCCUGCCCCUCGUCGGACAUCGAGAUUAGGGAGAGUCGCUGCUAGAUUGAGCCAGGGUAUAACGAAUUGGGGAAGGAAUAUCACUGGAUCUAGAUGCGUCAAGGAAUCUUCGUAGGGCUCGGUGUUAAACUGGUACGCAGCCAAUGUGUUGUGUAUUAUCUUGAUUUGUACUACAUCGUAUCGCAAGAUCUGGUAGCUAUAUAUCGAUAUCGUUUUUUGUAACGUUCAUGACUAAAUCACAAUUCUACCAGCUUUUCGCGGCCACCCGCUAUUGGAAUUUGAUGUUCAAAAAAGUUCCCCCCACACCCAUCCUCCUUCUGGAUGCAAAGCAGCGACAACAUAUGAUGUCUUCGAUGAAGUGGAAUAUUGCAACAAAUUACAAUGACCUGUGUGCCGAAUCCCGACGGACGUGAUUAGUUUCAUGGUCUGCUAGUAUUGGGUGUCCGGGAGGCGCACGCUAGUAUAAUAUUGCCCCGUCAACUGUCAUUAUCGCAUC